Lytechinus variegatus (green sea urchin) is the source of this 2566-nucleotide messenger RNA. Its product is annotated as cholinesterase 1-like. The transcript is spliced from 9 exons. NCBI's taxonomy places the organism in Eukaryota, Metazoa, Echinodermata, Echinoidea, Temnopleuroida, Toxopneustidae. Gene Ontology annotation, cellular component: plasma membrane. Gene Ontology annotation, molecular function: acetylcholinesterase activity. Gene Ontology annotation, biological process: choline metabolic process; acetylcholine catabolic process. The record is from RefSeq and is a predicted model, not a curated record. Bases 224 to 2074 code for a protein of 616 amino acids.
UAAAUAUGGAUUCAGCGCUCAAGUUUGUCCGAUCGAAGUUCAAUAAAAUAUAAAUGAUAUCAAAACAUUGAUAACUGCUCUGUUCUUCCGCUCCAAUCUUUCGCAAAUUACACUUCCUUCCACCCCUAGAGAUUAGUUUAAAUCUGGAGCCUACUCCAAAAUAAGUCACAAUCUUUUAAUCAAAACUUUAAAGCAACACGAGUUCACUGAAAUUAAAACGAAAAUGCAGCUGACGUGGUCCGUGGUUGUGGUGGCCAUAGUUUAUACUGGACUCAGCACUCCGACUUCAACCGCUGCCGAUGACGGAGAUCGUCCCACUGUCCAAACUACGAGCGCGACUUUCAGGGGCGAGUGGCGGAGUAUACAGCAUCGUCAACUAGGCGCUGAUUUCCAGAGGAAUGUAGCCGUGUAUAAGAACAUUCCCUACGCAGAGCCACCGAUCGGGGAUCUUCGGUAUGCCGAACCGGUACCGAAGACUGUCGAGGGAGAGUUCCAGGCGACAGGCAUCUAUAAACUCUGUCCACAGUUUAAGAAUCCCUUAAUGUUUGAUGAUACCGAGCCUCUUGAGUUCUCCGAAGACUGUCUUUAUCUUGAUGUAUUUGUGCCAGAGCCAAAGCCCGAAUCAGCAGCUGUGAUGGUAUGGAUCCACGGUGGAGGUUAUCACUUUGGGACCAAGAACCUAGAAAGGCUUAAUGCCAUGCCCUUGGUGGCUGUCGAAGACGUCAUCGUCGUCUCAAUCAACUACCGUCUCGGUAUUCUCGGAUUUCUCUCUACUGAGGAUGGUGUAAUACCGGGCAACCUCGGACUUCUUGAUCAACGACAGGCUCUACUAUGGGUGAAGGAAAACAUUGCAGCAUUUGGUGGAGAUCCUGAUCGGGUGACUAUAUUUGGUGAGAGUGCUGGGUCGGGGAGUGUUAACUGUCAUCUUCUGUCCUCGAUGAGUCGUGGUCUAUUCUCGGGUGCAAUCAUGCAGAGUGGGGCCAUGUCACUAACAUGGACAUUCAAAACACCGAAAGCGAAUGCUGAACUGACACUCGCAUUUGGGAAAGCAAUGGAAUGUGAGACUGACAGUUCCACAGAGUUACUCACUUGUCUCAGAGAAAAAUCAGAAGAAGAUAUCAAAGCAUUGCUCGAUACGGGUACAUCCUCAGUGCUCUACCUUGUAGCUCCCGUCGCCGAUGGCCACUUCCUUCCUGUAGACCCCCUCCAAGCCCAGGAGGACGGACUGUUCAACCCGUCUAAUGUGAUGAUCGGUAGUCUAGGGAACGAAGGCACUGUCUUCACUAUACCAAUGAUGUUUGGUUUGGAAGGAUACGACAAGCUCUCAGUGAACAAGACGAUGUUUGAAACAUAUACUUCCCACUUUACCCGGGUGACAGACCAGUUGAUAUUGGAUAUGAUCCGACUCACUUACUUGUCAGGGGAGCAGCUUACAUCGGAUGACGAAGAAUUAGACCUCUCUGACAGGAUGGCUCAGUUCUUCGGAGAUAUCAUCCUUCUCUGCCCUACCUACGGCACCGCCGAGCAGCUAGCCGCCGCUGGGAUACAGACCUAUACAUACCUCAUGACACACGCGCCAGCUUAUUCGAUCUGGGGUAAGCAGCUUACUUGGCUUAAAGACACGCAUGCUGAAGAUAUCCCUUAUGUGUUCGGUUCGGCUUUUCUUUCCCAAGACGGUGAAGAAGAGCGGGAGGAUGAGGACUGGCGGAUGCGGGGCCGUCUUGCCGAUGAUGAAGUGGUGAUCGCAAGAAGAAUCAUGAAAUACUGGGCCAACUUUGCCAAGUCAGGAAAUCCUAAUCACGGUUCCAAUGGAGACCAGGAAAGUGACAGCCAGUUCCCACCCUGGCCUUUGUUCACCAGUGACACCAAAAUCUACAAGAAUAUCUCUAGUACCAUGGACAAUCUAUCUGGGACUUUGCCCAACUCCAGAGAAUGUUACUUUGUUGAAAAGCUGCUCCCAAAGAUGAAAGAUAAUGUAGAUGAGAUUGCACGCCUGAAAUCUCUCUUGGACGAAAAAGUCAGUGAUGAUAGUGAGAUGAGGUGCGAAGAUCCAGUCUCCUGUCCCGAAGAAUAAAUGACUCUUACAUUCCGCAUUCACAGCCCUCGAAUACGACUCAAGACCUAUCAAAACUCUUACGUUAUUUUCAAUAAUAUGCCAUUGGUAGGUUUGAAUAGGCCUCGUUGAUUAUGGAUAUGAACAGCCCUCCAUUGACAUUCGACUUUAUUCAGCUAUCCAUACAUUCUUAACCCUAUAUAGCCUUGGCUAUUUUUAAAUUGCAUAAACCGGGGGUGGGGGCUUUCCAAACAGAUACUAUAUCAACAUACCCUUUUUACAAGGUAUCAUUAACUCAGAUUUGAGAAGAAAAAAAAUAAUUUCAUAAUGUUUCAGUUUAGUUUUCAGUUUUGAUAAAUAUGUUGGUAGUGGAUCGUUUGUGUGUGCGCGCAAUGUGUUCAGUGAUGUACUUUAUCUAUGAUUCAUGCCAACAACAGUAAACAAUAUUAUGUUUUAUACGAAUUGUAUGAAUGUAUGCAGAAGGGAUCAAUAAAUUGAAUCAAAUUAUUUCCA